AUGUUGGUGCAGGCGUGGGUUGGCGGUUUCCUGGCCAGCUCCUCCCUGCUCCCUCCUCCUCAUCAGGAUGAUUCCAACCACCUGUGCUCAACUCCACCGGAUUACCCCUCACCGUGCUUCCUCCACACUGCCUCAGCCGACACCUCCAAGUUCCCCCGGGAAAUCCCGCCGCCUUUAGUUCCCUUUGUUAUUUAUUCAGGAAGUGAAACCCUCCUCAACAGGAUCUACACUGAGCUCUACAUCACAGAGGGACAGAGUGAAGAGGUUAAUACCCAACAUGAGGUGAGGCAGCUGGAGACAGCUUCCAAGAUGGAGACCCUCCAUCACACUCUCAUCAAGUGCCACAACAUCUUUAAAGCCUUACCUGACCAACAGAGACGCAUCAGAGUCGUUCUGACGAACGGUGUCGCUGGAGUUGGAAAAACCCUCUCAGUGCAGAAGUUCACUCUGGACUGGGCAGAGGGCUCUGAAAACCAAAACGUCAGUCUGCUGGUUCUGCUUUCGUUCAGGGAGCUGAACCUGAUCAAAGAUGAGCAGUACAGUCUUCUCACGCUGCUCCACGUUUUCCAUCCAACAUUAAAGAAGGUCACAGCAGAGAAGCUCGCUGUCUGUAAAGUGUUGUUCAUCUUUGACGGCCUGGAUGAAAGCAGACGUUCACUGGAUUUCAGCAACAGGGAGGUCGUGUCUGAUGUCUCACAGAAGUCAUCUGUCAACGUGCUGCUGACAAACCUCAUCCAGGGGAAUCUGCUUCCCUCUGCUCUGGUCUGGAUAACCUCCCGACCUGCAGCAGCCAAUCAGAUCCCUCCUGAAUGUGUUGACAGGGUAACAGAAGUACGAGGCUUCACUGACGCCCAGAAGGAGGAGUACUUCAGGAGGAGAUCCAGUGAUGAAGAGCUGUCCAGAAGAAUCAUCUCACACAUCAAGACAUCCAGGAGCCUCCACAUCAUGUGUCAGAUCCCAGUCUUCUGCUGGAUCUCUGCUACAGUUCUGGAGCACAUGUUGACCACAGAGCAGAGAGGAGAGCUGCCCAAGACCCUGACUGACCUGUACUCACACUUCCUGCUGGUUCAGACAAAGAAGAAGAAGCACAAGUAUGAUGAGGGACAUGAGACGAAUCCACAGGAGCUGAUGAAGGCUGACAGGGAACUUCUUCUGAAGCUGGGGAGGCUGGCGUUUGAACAUCUGGAGAAAGGAAACAUCAUGUUCUACCAAGAAGACCUGGAGCAGUGUGGUCUUGAUGUCACAGAGGCCUCGGUUUACUCAGGAGUUUGUACAGAGAUCUUUAAAAGAGAGAGUGUGAUCUUCCAGAAAACAGUCUACUGCUUUGUUCAUCUGAGCAUUCAGGAGUUUCUGGCUGCAGUCUACAUGUUCCACUGUUACACAGAGAGGAAGACAAGUGAGCUGAGGACUUUCCUGGGACAAGACUACAAACAUUGGGACUCAAAGCCAGAGUCUUUUAUCAGGAAGAUUUUUGGAAAUAACAACAGCAGCUACCCAUCACCCGAUGUCCUCCUGAGGGUUUGCAUGGAGAAAUCCCUCCAAAGUAAAAAUGGCCACCUGGACCUGUUUGUUUGCUUCCUUCAUGGCCUGUCUCUGGAGUCCAACCAGAGACUCUUAGGAGGCCUUCUGGGUCAGACAGAGAACAGACCAGAAAUCAUCCAGAGGGCCAUCAACAACCUGAAGGAGAUGAACAGAGAUGAUAUCUCUCCUGACAGAAGCAUCAACAUCUUCCACUGUCUGAUGGAGAUGAACGACCCCUCAGUACAUCAG
Messenger RNA from Toxotes jaculatrix (banded archerfish), 1770 nucleotides. RefSeq names its product protein NLRC3-like. The record is from RefSeq and is a predicted model, not a curated record. The transcript has 3 exons. Lineage: Eukaryota; Metazoa; Chordata; Actinopteri; Toxotidae. The annotation marks the transcript as partial.